Hipposideros armiger (great roundleaf bat) is the source of this 2502-nucleotide messenger RNA. It is a transcript of the gene ALCAM, whose product is annotated as activated leukocyte cell adhesion molecule. The record is from RefSeq and is a predicted model, not a curated record. Gene Ontology annotation, cellular component: plasma membrane. The transcript is spliced from 15 exons. NCBI's taxonomy places the organism in Eukaryota, Metazoa, Chordata, Mammalia, Chiroptera, Hipposideridae. The coding region runs from base 723 to 2474 and encodes 583 amino acids. Gene Ontology annotation, biological process: cell adhesion.
GAGCUGGGCUGAGUGAGCCUACGACUCGGUCCUGCAGCGCCUCUAGGCUGCGGAUCCGCGCUCCAACCUGCUCUGCGCUGCGUCCUGGGAAACCCGGAGAAGAGAGGAGGGAGGGAGAGAGGGAGGGAGGAGGCGGAGGGAGGAGAAGAGAGGCAGUUUACACACGCCUUCCAGUUCCUCCACUCAGAGCAGCCCCGAGUGCUGCUGCCGCCGCUGCUGUCCCUGACGCUGCUAUCACUGCCACCGCUGCUGCCACCUGAGGAGACCAGACCGCCUGGACCCGCCGCUCCCUGUUGCCAUCCCCGACGAUUCCUUCCUAGCACCGGGCUUUUUAUGCACACUGCCACUACCACUAUUAUUAUUAUUAUUAUUAUUCCAAGAGAAGGGAAAUAACAGACCAGCCGAAAAGAACCACGUACACCUUUCUGAAUUGCUCAAGGGUCUCCCGGGAAGAGCGGGUCGCCGGUCCCGGGAGGAGCAGCCAAGGGUGCCAAGGGCGAGUGCUGAAAAGGGAGGGAGGAGGAGUUGGGGUCCUGCGUGGUGGAAAGUUACGCGCGGCGGAGACCAGAAGGUGCAGCGCCACAGCCCAGGGGGCGGUGGUGUGUCUGGAAGAAGCCGCUGCCCCCUGCAUCCCGAACCGCGAGCGCGCGGGCAGCGCGGGGCCGGGAACGACGCCCCCCUCCUGCGGCGCGGACUCUCGGUGGCCCCGGAGGAGGAGGAAUAUGGCAUCGAAGGCGGCUCCUUCCUGCCGUCUGGUCUUCUGUCUCUUGAUCUCCGCGGCUGUCCUCAGGCCAGGCCUUGGAUUGUAUACUGUAAAUUCAGCAUAUGGCGAUACCAUUAUCAUGCCUUGCCGACUCGAUGUACCUCAGAAUCUCAUGUUUGGCAAAUGGAAAUAUGAAAAACCUGACGGCUCCCCCGUAUUUAUUGCCUUCCGGUCCUCUACAAAGAAAAGCGUUCAUUAUGAUGAUGUACCAGAAUACAAAGACAGAUUGAGCCUCUCAGAAAACUACACCUUGUCUAUCAGUAAUGCCAGGAUCAGUGAUGAAAAGAGAUUUGUGUGCAUGCUCGUGACUGAGGACAACGUGUUUGAGGCACCUACAAUAGUCAAGGUGUUCAAGGAACCAUCUAAACCUGAAAUUGUAAGCAAAGCACCAUUUCUUGAAACACAGCAGCUAAAAAAGUUGGGUGAUUGCAUUUCAAAAGACAGUUAUCCAGAUGGCAACAUCACGUGGUACCGGGCUGGAAAGGUGUUACAACCUCUUGAAGGAGUGGUGGUCAUAACUUUUACAAAGCAAAUGGACCCAGUAACUCAGCUCUACACCAUGACUUCAUCCCUGGAGUACAAGACAACCAAGGCUGACAUACAAAUGCCGUUCGCCUGCUCUGUAACAUAUUAUGGACCAUCUGGCCAGAAAACAGUUCAUUCUGAGCAAACAGUCUUUGAUAUUUAUUAUCCUACAGAGCAGGUGACAAUACAAGUGCUGCCACCAAAAAAUGCCAUCAAAGAAGGGGACAACAUGACUCUUAAAUGCUUGGGAAAUGGUAACCCUCCCCCUGAGGAGUUUUUGUUUUACUUACCAGGACAGCUUGAAGGAAUAAGAAGCUCAAAUACUUACACACUGACAGAUGUGAGGCGCAAUGCAACAGGAGACUAUAAAUGCUCCCUGACAGACCAAAAAAGCAUGAUUGCUUCAACAGCCAUCACAGUUCACUAUUUGGAUUUGUCCUUAAAUCCAAGUGGGGAAGUGACCAAGCAGAUUGGCGAUGCCCUGCCUGUGUCGUGCACAAUAUCUGCUAGUAGGAACGCAACUGUGGUGUGGAUGAAAGAUAACACCAGGCUUAAAGCUAGCCCAUCAUUUUCUAGUCUCCACUAUCAGGAUGCUGGCAACUAUGUUUGCGAAACUUCUCUGCAAGAAGUAGAAGGACUAAAGAAAAGAGAGUCAUUGACGCUCAUUGUAGAAGGAAAACCUCAAAUCAAAAUGACAAAGAAAACUGAUCCCAGUGGAUUAUCUAAAACCAUAAUCUGCCAUGUGGAAGGAUUUCCGAAGCCAGCUAUACAGUGGACAAUUACUGGGAGUGGAAGUGUCAUAAAUCAAACAGAGGAAUCUCCUUAUAUCAAUGGCAGGUAUUAUAGUAAAAUUAUCAUUUCCCCUGAAGAGAAUGUUACAUUAACUUGCACAGCAGAAAACCAGCUGGAGAGAACAGUAAACUCCUUGAAUGUCUCUGCUAUAAGUAUUCCAGAACACGAUGAGACAGACGAGAUAAGUGAUGAAAACAGAGAAAAGGUGAAUGACCAGGCAAAGCUGAUUGUGGGAAUCGUGGUCGGUCUCCUCCUUGCUGCCCUCGUCGCUGGUGUGGUCUACUGGCUGUACAUGAAGAAAUCAAAGACUGCAUCAAAACAUGUAAACAAGGACCUUGGUAAUCUGGAAGAAAAUAAAAAGUUAGAAGAAAACAAUCACAAAACAGAAGCCUAAGAGAGAAACUGUUCUAGUUAUUGUCCAG